Molecule: messenger RNA, 4531 nt
Organism: Grammomys surdaster
Lineage: Eukaryota; Metazoa; Chordata; Mammalia; Rodentia; Muridae
Gene: Fmn1
Product: formin 1
Exons: 18
Coding region: 1-4290 (1429 amino acids)
Biological process (GO): actin nucleation
Cellular component (GO): actin filament; endoplasmic reticulum membrane; nucleus
Molecular function (GO): microtubule binding
Source: RefSeq, a predicted model, not a curated record
AUGGAAGGCACUCACUGCACCCUCCAGCUGCAUAACCCCAUCGCUGAACUCUGCUAUAUCAGCUUCUAUCUUCCAAAAGGGGAAGUCAGAGGAUUUUCAUACAAGGGCACUGUAACUCUAGACAGAUCCAAUAACGCUUUCCAUAACUGCUACCAAGUCAGGGAGGGGCCAGACAUCACCAGCCUCAGCCAGCAGCCGAACGAACAUCCAGGCGACAUAUUUUUCAAACAGACUCCCACAAAAAACAUUCUAACAGAGCUAUACAAGCUCACAGCAGAGAAGGAGCGGCUGCUGGACAGUCUGCUGAGGUCAGACAACAUCCUCGGCAUUUCGAUGGGGAACCAGGAGGGGAAAUUGCAGGAGCUGUCAGUAAGCCUUGCCCCCAAGGACGACUAUUUCCAGAGUGUUGGCAACUGGAGCAGAGAACUCCCUGUGAGCUCUCUCAUUAGGAGGAGCACCCAAGAAAGCAAAAAGCCCCGGAAGUCUGGCAGGAGGAGAGAGAGCCUGGAGGAGCUCCGGCAGAAGAGAACCAGGAGGAAAGGGCGUGGCUGCCAAGAGUCAGCUCUUCAGAUGGGGAAGGACCAGGUCUGUUCCAGUAGCUCCCUUUCUCCUCGAGCUAGGCCUAAUCUCCGGCUCCUAGAAGAAAGAGGAAAUUUAGUUCCUCAGGGAACACUUACCUCUUCGCUACGGAGAAGAGAGAGCUGCCCUGCCAACAUCCUCAGGACAUCAGAUGCAGACCUGGGUUUUGGAAACUCUGGGAGGACCUCAGAGGAUACUGAUCUUAAAGGACCUCUGUUCCCUGACAGCAGUCCCACCCAGGUAGGAGAUGCUGAUAGCGGAGGGCAACUCAAGACUUCUCACCAGCAGGAGCCUCCACAACCAAAUCUGUCUGAAACUCAUAGGAAACAUCCAGGGGCAGAGAGGUGGGGCAGCGGGAAUCGGAAGUCAAAGUCAUUGGAGCGGACUUGCAGUAAGAAACCUGUUUCCAAAGUGGUGGCCAAGGUCCAGGAACCAUCUACUCCAGUAAAAAGAAUAGUUAGGGUGCAUCAUGAUGGCAAGGGAAGAGUUGCCUUCUGUCCAGAGACCCAAACUGAGUUUAUCCCAAAAGCUGACUUUCUCACCCUCCCAGGAGGUGAGGCUGAGACUCAUAGUUCCAGGAGGCUGGGGGAGGAGCAGCAAGGGAUCAAGUCAUUGCGGUCCUCAGCCACAGAAGGAGCCUCCAUUACCAAAGAACCAGCCAGCACGGAGGCGGCUGCUGUGAACAAAGUUCUCCGCAAGGUGAUAGAGAGUGAGAAGUUAGACGAAGCCACUGAGGGGAAAAGGUUAGGCUUCUCUCUCAAAACAAGGGCCACCCACACUUUCCCAGAAACUAGAAGCCAACAAAAGGCUGGGCUACCACAGAGUGGCCAUAAAUUCUUGCUUCUGGAUCUGCCCCACACCGUAGGUCCUGAUUCCCCACAACCCAAAUGCAAUGAGAAGAAGCCAACCCCCCAGGCUCCAACAGCCCUCGGCAUGGUAUUUAAUAAUUCAUCGCCUCAGUCCAGCGCACACAAACGGCUGUCACCUGUUCCCUCGCCUCUGUCUCCCAGGUGCCCCAGCCCACAGCAGCACCAUAGGAUCCUCCCGCUCCCUCCACUGCCUGGUGAGGGAGAAGCUGUUUUUAAUGAGUACACUAGUAGAAAGACUGGUGUCUCCUCUGGGUUCCCCUCUGCAGACACCUUGGAGCCAUCAUCUUCUACGAAGGUCACGGAGACCAAAGGAGCCAGCCCGACUUCCCUCAGAGCAAGCCAAACUUGGCUGGUAUCUGAGGAAACUUCCGAAAAAAGCUUGGGGCCAGAGAAGAUCACAGCUCCGCCCCAGCACCAGUUGCCACCAGGUAUUGCCUCUGACGGCUUUCCCUGUGACAACUUCAAUGAGCAGACAGCAAAAGACCUUCCCAAUAAGGAUGGAGGGGCUUGGGUCCUGGGUUACAGAGCUGGACCACCCUGUCCAAUUCUGCUCCAUGAAGAGAAAGAAAAGACAAGUAGAAGUGAAUUGUACUUGGAUCUCAACCCUGACCAGAGCCCCACAGAGCAGGACGACCGGACUCCAGGCAGACUCCAAGCUGUCUGGCCACCCCCAAAGACAAAGGACACAGAAGAAAAAGUGGGACUGAAGUACACUGAAGCAGAAUACCAGGCUGCUAUCCUACAUCUGAAGAGGGAGCACAAAGAAGAAAUCGAAAACCUGCAGGCUCAGUUUGAACUCAAGACAUUUCACAUCCGGGGUGAGCAUGCAUUAGUAACAGCAAGACUUGAAGAAACUGUUGAAAAUCUCAAGCAACAGUUAGAAAAGCGCCGGGGAGGAUGUGAGGAGAUGAGAGAUGUGUGUGUUUCCACAGAUGAUGACUAUUCUCCAAAGGUCUUCAGAAACGUAUGCAUCCAGACAGACAGAGAGACCUUCCUCAAGCCCUGUGAUGCUGAAAGCAAAACAACCAAAAGCAGCCAGAUAGUACCCAAGAAGCUGAAUAUCUCCUUAACCCAGCUCUCUCCCUCAAAAGACAGCAAAGACAUCCAUGCCCCACUCCAGACAAGAGAAGGCAUCUCUUCAUCAAGUCAGCAGAAGUUAUCCCCUUCCGCUCCUCCCACACCACCACCACUCCCUCCGCCUCCCAUCCCUCCCCCUCCGCCUCUCCCACCUGGACUUGGACCUUUGCCACCAGCACCACCCAUAUCACCUGUGAGUUCUGGGUCACCACUGCCACCUCCGCCACCUCCUCCUCCACCUCCUUUGCCUCCAAGUGCUGGACCACCCCCACCUCCUCCUCCACCACCACUUCCUAAUGUCCCGGCUCUUCCUAACAGUGGAGGUCCUCCUCCUCCUCCUCCUCCCCCACCUGGACUGGCACCUCCACCUCCUCCUGGACUGUCCUUUGGACUCAGCUCUUCUUCCAGCCAGUGUCCUCGUAAACCAGCCAUUGAGCCCAGCUGUCCCAUGAAGCCUUUGUAUUGGACUAGAAUACAAAUAAAUGAUAAGAGCCAAGACGCCACACCAACUUUAUGGGACUCCUUAGAAGAACCUCAUAUUAAGGACACCAGUGAAUUUGAAUAUUUAUUCUCCAAGGACACAACUCAACAGAAGAAAAAACCCCUGUCAGAGGCCUACGAGAAGAAGAACAAAGUCAAAAAGAUCAUCAAGUUAUUGGAUGGAAAGCGAUCUCAAACUGUGGGAAUCUUGAUAUCUAGUUUACAUCUAGAAAUGAAGGAUAUUCAACAGGCCAUAUUUAACGUGGAUGACUCCGUGGUUGACCUGGAGACCUUGGCGGCCUUAUAUGAAAAUCGAGCCCAGGAGGAUGAACUGACAAAAAUAAGAAAGUACUAUGAGACAUCCAAAGAAGAAGACUUGAAGCUUCUGGACAAACCUGAACAAUUUUUGCAUGAGUUAGCCCAGAUUCCCAAUUUUGCUGAACGUGCCCAGUGCAUAAUCUUCAGGGCUGUAUUCUCUGAGGGUAUAACAUCCUUACAUCGAAAAGUAGAGAUUGUCACACGGGCCUCAAAGGGCCUGUUGCACAUGAAGAGUGUGAAGGAUAUCUUAGCUCUCAUUCUGGCUUUUGGAAAUUAUAUGAAUGGAGGGAACAGGACGCGAGGGCAAGCAGAUGGAUAUAGCUUAGAAAUCCUGCCCAAACUCAAAGAUGUCAAGAGCCGGGACAAUGGGAUGAAUCUGGUGGACUAUGUUGUGAAGUACUACCUGCGGUACUAUGAUCAGGAAGCUGGAACAGACAAGAGUGUUUUCCCACUGCCUGAGCCACAGGAUUUCUUCCUGGCCUCCCAAGUCAAAUUUGAAGACCUUAUAAAGGAUUUGAGAAAACUGAAGCGUCAACUAGAAGCAAGUGAGCAACAGAUGAAGCUGGUGUGCAAGGAGUCCCCACGGGAGUAUCUGCAGCCUUUCAAGGACAAACUGGAGGAGUUCUUCAAGAAAGCCAAAAAAGAGCACAGGAUAGAAGAAAGUCACUUGGAGAAUGCACAGAAAAGUUUUGAAACAACGGUGGGAUAUUUUGGAAUGAAGCCAAAGACUGGAGAGAAGGAGGUCACCCCCAGCUAUGUGUUUAUGGUGUGGUUUGAGUUCUGCAGCGACUUCAAGACCAUUUGGAAGCGAGAGAGUAAGAACAUAUCUAAAGAAAGAUUGAAAAUGGCUCAGGCGUCCGUCAGCAAACUGACAUCAGAGAAGAAAGUGGAGACAAAGAAAAUCAAUCCCACUGCUAGUCUGAAAGAAAGACUGCGUCUGAAGGAAGCCAGUGUGGCCACCAACUAAGAUGAAAACUGAAGGAAUUUACAGUGUGAGAGGCAGCACCUCAACGCUCCUGCAGACACGAGUACCACGGAGAGUUCCUGAGAGAUCAGUUGAGGACAUUUGCUCAUCUCCUUCUGAGGUCAUCUACAGAGAAUGCCCUGUGCCUUCUUUGAGAAGUCUCUUGUCAGUCCACGGAAACAAUGCAAAGCUAUGUAUGGGAAUACUACAGGGAUAUUUAACUGUUUCCUACAGAAGUCCAAAG